Colletotrichum graminicola M1.001 is the source of this 897-nucleotide messenger RNA. RefSeq names its product GPR1/FUN34/yaaH family protein. Gene Ontology annotation, molecular function: acetate transmembrane transporter activity. NCBI's taxonomy places the organism in Eukaryota, Fungi, Ascomycota, Sordariomycetes, Glomerellales, Glomerellaceae. The record is from RefSeq and is a predicted model, not a curated record. The transcript has 3 exons. Gene Ontology annotation, cellular component: plasma membrane. Bases 1 to 897 code for a protein of 298 amino acids.
AUGGCCACGCACGAGACCCUCAACCACAACGCCGUCCCUCCAGCGGACGUGGAGAAGGAUGUGCACACGUCCGGCGCUGACCACUACAACGGCGUUCAAGCAGACCAAAACGCAGCAUACGCGCGACAGACCGGGCCCUUCACCCGCGUUGCCGACUACCAGAAUAUGACUGAAGGUCAAGCGCAGGCGUUCGGCGGCACCCUCCAGCCCGGCCUCUGGAAGCCGUACGAGCACAGAAAGUUCGCCAACCCGGCGCCCCUCGGCCUCUCGGCCUUCGCCCUCACCACCUUUGUCCUCUCCUGCGUCAACCUGCAGGCCCGCGGCGUCAAGGCGCCCAACAUUGCCGUCCCCCUCGCCUUUGGCUACGGCGGUCUCGUUCAGCUCCUCGCGGGCAUGUGGGAGAUGGCGGUCGGCAACACUUUUGGCGCCACCGCCCUGUCGUCCUACGGCGGCUUCUGGAUCGCGUACGGCAUCCUCCUGACCCCGGCCUGGGGCAUCAUCGCGCCGGACGGCCCGUACGCGGCCGACUACUCGGACCACUACUCGGCCGUCGGCUUCUUCCUGACCGGCUGGUUCAUCUUCACGACGCUGCUGCUCCUCUGCACCCUGCGCUCGACCGUCGUCUUCUUCUCCCUCUUCUUCACCCUCGACCUCGCCUUCCUCUUCCUCGCCUGCGAGAACUACGCCGCCAACAACGGCGCCCUGACGGCGAGCCGCAACCUCCAGAUCUGCGGCGGCACCUUUGGCAUGCUGGCCGCCUUCCUGGCGUGGUACUGCGCCCUGGCCGGUCUGCAAGACGACAGCAACUCCUUCUUCCAGGUCCCCGUCUUCCAUCUCCCUUGGUCCGACAAGGGUAAGGAGCUUCGCAAGGCCAAGAGCAACCGCUCUGUCGCUUAA